This is a messenger RNA of Panonychus citri (citrus red mite), 2652 nucleotides long. Its product is annotated as laminin subunit alpha-like. Bases 178 to 2598 code for a protein of 806 amino acids. NCBI's taxonomy places the organism in Eukaryota, Metazoa, Arthropoda, Arachnida, Trombidiformes, Tetranychidae. The transcript has a single exon. The record is from RefSeq and is a predicted model, not a curated record.
GUGAUAAUCGAUUUUCCCAUUGGUCGAUCAUCAUUCUAUCAGGUUAUUCUCAACUAUCAUAAUCCAGGAACAGAACCAAUUGUUGGUAAUCUAACACUUUUCAAUAAAAACGAGCCACCGAAACAUAUCAAUAUCACUUUUCCCCCGACGAGUGCACCUAAAAAAUACUUGUUAUCGAUGGAUAAAACUUCACCUCUAUAUCUUUUCGCGGCUCAAAGGCCUUGGAAAGCAUCUUUGUCCGCCGACGAGCCACUUUUAGUCGAUUACAUUGUUUUCUUACCUCAAGCUUACUUCGAGGCCAGUAUACUUAGAGAAAAUGUGACUGACACUGAUCACUCGUUCACUGGUCCACCAGUUGCAUUCAACUUUUCAACACAUUUGGAACUUCCUAUUGUCGACAAGGCAACUGCAUUCUUGAAACAUUGUGUUCAAGAUGCAUUUUAUAUUGACGAUUCUUCACCUGAAUUCUGUAAACAAGCUCUUUUCACCUUGACGACUGGUCUCAACAACGGUGGUGCUUUUUGUAGCUGUAAUGCCGAAGGUUCAAAGGGAUACACAUGUAAUCCACUUGGAGGUCAAUGUGACUGUAAACCAAAUGUCAUUGGACGGACAUGUAAUGCUUGUCGAUCAGAUUAUUAUGCUUUCCCUGAUUGUAUACCUUGUAACUGUCCCAAAACCGCCGCUUAUUGUGACCCAGUUUCUGGUGAAUGUGUUUGUGCUAAAAAUGUCGUCGGAAGUGAUUGUGCCAAAUGCGCACCAUUAACUUACGGUAUUGAUCCCAAAAUGGGCUGUAAACCUUGUUACUGUCACCCUGCAGGCGUCAAAGAUCGUAAUAUUCAUUGUGACCCUCAAUUUGGUACCUGUGAUUGUAAAGAAAAGUACGAUGGUCGAACCUGUGAUUCAUGUAAAGCGGGAUACUUUGACUUUCCUGUUUGUCGUGUUUGCGAUUGUCCCUUUGAUGGUACAACGGAUAUUUGUGAUCGUAAAUCGGGAACCUGUUAUUGUAAAGAAAAUGUCCUUCGUCCUAAUUGUGAUGUUUGUCAACGUGGUACCUACAAUUUGGAGAAAAAUAAUCCCAAAGGUUGUACAAAGUGUUUCUGUUUUGGUACAACAGAAAAUUGUCGAAGUUCCGAAUUUAAAAGUGUUCCAAUUAGAGCAACCAAUUACACCAAUUGGUCAACCGUUAACAUCGAUUUCACUGAGUCAGGUGAACGAAUCAGUUUCUUGGAAAUUGAAUCAGGACCAAAUGAAAGUGAAUAUAAGAUAAAUCCAAGAUUAUUUAGUCGCGGUGACACGUCCGAUGUACUACCGAAAGCCGAUACUCUGAGUAACAUUUACUUUAAGGUGCCCAAUGAAUUCCUUGGUAAUCGUUUGACAUCUUAUGGUGGAUUCAUAAAUUAUACGAUUCUUGAAACUUCAAGCUCGAAUGCCGAAGAUACUGUAAUUACACCCGAUAUAAUUUUGAUUGGACGAAACUACUCAAUCGCACUUACUCGUGAUGAACAACCUGGAGCACCAGGAAUUAGUUUAAAGAUGGAAAUUGAACUUCUUGAGAGUAAAUUUGUUCACCUUACCGAUUCAACCUUAGUUUCUCGACCACAAUUUAUGACCUUACUUCUUGAUUUACAAUCGAUUUACAUUCGAGCGGCUUAUUUCAAAUCAAUGGAUUCUGUUACUUUAACCGAUUUCACGAUUGACUCAGCGCUUGAUUUACCAAAUAUUAACGGAUCUUUGGCUUCUCGAGUUGAACAGUGCAUCUGUCCUCCCAAUUACAAGGGAAGCUCUUGCGAGGAAUGUGUCAGUGGCUAUUAUCGAGUUGCAAAUGGACCUUAUUUGGGCUCAUGUGCUCCUUGUCAAUGCAAUGGUCACUCAAACGAAUGUGAUCCUCUAACGGGAAAAUGUUUCAACUGUAAACACGAAACGGUCGGUGAUCAUUGUGAACUGUGCAAAUCAGGAUUUUACGGUAACGCUACUGUUGGUACACCUCACGAUUGUCUCAUGUGUCCUUGUCCAAUGCCAAACAAUUUCGCUGAAUCUUGUGAGGUUCGGCAAAAUGCUCGAAUACAAACAGAAAUUGUUUGUAACUGUAAACCAGGUUACAGUGGUCAAAAAUGUGAAUUAUGUUCAGCAGGUCACUUUGGUUAUCCUCGUGGAAGUUAUUGUCAACCUUGUCAAUGUAACGGCAACAUCGAUCCAAAGGAUCCUGGUUCAUGUGAUAUGUUCAGUGGUGAAUGUAUCAAAUGUCUUAAUAAUACUGCCGGUCGAUCGUGUGAAUAUUGUGCUGAUAAUUAUUAUGGUGAUGCGAUUAACCUUAAAAACUGUAAACCUUGUCAAUGUGAUCCUGAUAAUACUACAGCUGUUUGUGACCGUUAUUCUGGACAAUGUAAAUGUCACCCAAAUUUUAUCGGUCAUCAAUGUGAAUAUUGUUCAGCUGGAUUCUAUAACUAUCCCCAGUGUCAAUCGUGUGAUUGUAAUCCCCUUGGAAUCACUGAUGACAUUUGUAACCCCGAAAAUGGUCAAUGUAAAUGUAAAACUGGAGUCGAAGGCGAUCGAUGUGACAAAUGUAAACUGGGUUACUAUUGUAGUGUAGAGAGUUAACCCUUCACUUCACUUAUCAAUUUUAUUCAUUUAAAUUUAACUUUAGUUAAUUAA